AUGUGGUUCCUGGAGCACGAGAGCCUCUUCGGAGGCAAGCGCGUCUGGCUCCGCCCCGGAUCACAGCAACUGUUCGGUCGCACCAAGUCAGACGACAAAGAUGGCCCACAAGGAAAAAAUUGGAAGAUUGAAAACAAGGCGGUCUCGCGCAAGCAUGUUAUGCUGAAGGUGUAUGACGCAGCACCAGAAGACGGCACAAAGCUUCACAAGAGGUCUCAGAUCGAGGUGACCGAUCUGAGUUGCAGGCAGGGAGUCACAAUCGACGAGAAAACUACAUUGAAGAGCCAGAAGGCCUCCGAUGGGUCGAUAGAAUACAGCCGCGAGACCCUGAAAGGCACCGAACAUACCAUCAGAUUGGCUGCCAGCUAUGCGCCAUUCAAGAUCGUCUGGCGCCCAGUCGUCUUUACAUAUGCUUCGAAGGAAUCAAAAGAGAACAAAGCCCGCAGCGCGCAGCUACACACCCUAGACAUCAAGACUACAACCGACUUCGUAUUCGACAAGACCACCCACGUCGUAUCAGCGAAACGGAACCUUCCCAAAGUCCUCUCGGGUCUGACUUCAGCCAAACACAUCGUCACUACAGAGUUCCUUGAUAAAGUCCUCAUUGUGGCUGCUCCAUCGGUCGACGAAGAAAACAAUUACCUGCCUUCGAAGCUAGAAGAGGAUUUUGAUGCAUGGUGGCCAGCGGAGAAGGAAUACAUACCAGGAAUUGACAAAGAGCCGGUUCAUCAGCCACAUGAGAUGUUGCUACCUGAUCCCUCGCGGUCAGAUGUCUUCUCUGGGCUGACUUUUGUGUUUCUGAGCGAAAGCCAACACAGUAGUUUGCUGGAUCCCGUCACCGGUGGAGGCGGUAAGGCAUUACUAUACAAUCUACAACUUGGCGAGACAACGGUAGACGAGUAUGUCGAUCACGUCCACAAUGUGGCAGGAAAGAAGCGACGUGGCAAACCUGGCGACAAGCUUCCCGUCAUAACGGUGCGCUUAAACGUACUAGCAGAGGACGAAUGGCUCAAGAGCUUUCGGAUCGGCGUUGAUCAGGCACUUGGGCAGCGCUCGAUCGAACAGAAGGAGUUUCUCGACACGAUUCUCACAGGGGACCGUGCCUCAAUACAAAGCCCGCCCGCAGAAGUGAUUGCUACUGCACCACCAGAGGUCACAAGCAGUCGCCGCUCUAUGCGUCAACCAACACCAAUGUCUGAAUCUAGGGCACCGUCGCAGGCCCCCGAGGAGAACGAACCUCCUGCGGAAGAGCCCGCAAAGAUCAACCCACGAAAGCGCAUCCACCGGCCAAAGACAAGCCGCUUCACGGGCUUUGAUGAUGACGAACCCAUCCCGAAGAAGAAACUGAAGGUCGAAAAUCCUCCAGUGGAAGACGUCCAGCAGUCUGUACCACUACGAGGACCAUCGAUGACAGCUUCGCAAGCACGCAAUACAUCAGGUACACCAAGUCAAGCUUCUCCGCCAUCAAACACCCGAAAGACGAUCGAGAAAGAAGAGCAGAUGGAUACCCUGUUCCCGACGGCCGCCAAAAUGAGGGCACAAAGAGCAGCUACGCGUGCGCCAUCGGCUUCUGUCGAGCCCGAAGAAGGGGGCCCGGUGAAAAGAGCAUCCACUAUAGCAGCUGCUCGGGAGCGACUCAACUUGGCAAAAGACAAGUCCGAAAAGGAAAUCAAUAUCCGCGAGCAUACUCGUAAGCGCAUCAAAGAAGAAGAGGAGCGUCGCAAGGCAGACGAGGAGAGCUUGCGAGAAGCGCUUGAAGGUAUCGACAUCACUGAGCUGAAGAACCUGGCCCAAAUAGAAGAGAUGGACGUUCUACCUCGGCAGAACAGAGGCCCUUCGCGCAAUCAAAGUCAAACCAAUAACGAGCGCUGGAACGCUGAGUGGAACGGUCGCAAGAACUUUAAGAGGUUCCGUCGCCGUGGUGCCGAACAGGGCGUCCAAGCCCACAAAGUCAUCGUCACGCUUGAAGAAGCACCAGCCAAGAAGGGCUUCGGCCUCACUGACGCCUUCUUUCUCGAAGACCCUGAGCCCUCUUUCCGUUCACGCGAUAGCCGGCGCGGUCGCAACGCAGCAGCGGACGAUUCGUCAGAGCCAGAAGUCGGUGGCUUCACUCGUCGGAAACGGACUACGCAGUCUCAGGCGCAGCAAGAAGUCAUUAAUGUGGAAGAUAGCGGACCGGACGACGAGGAGGUUCCAGAACAACGAACGCAGAAGAGUAGUGGGCGGACGCAGAGGGUUGUAGAGACACAGCUUGAGAGCACGCAGACGCAGAGGGGGAAGAAGAGGGGAUCUGACGCUGCGAGCGGGCAGCCUGCUAGUAAGAAGGGGAGGUUUAGCAGAAAGGACGACGAUAGCGAUGAUGAGGAGACUGGAUUCAGGUUCAAACGGAGAACAUGA
Alternaria incomplexa is the source of this 2397-nucleotide messenger RNA. RefSeq lists its product as uncharacterized. Gene Ontology annotation, molecular function: protein binding; damaged DNA binding. The record is from RefSeq and is a predicted model, not a curated record. The coding region runs from base 1 to 2397 and encodes 798 amino acids. Gene Ontology annotation, biological process: double-strand break repair via homologous recombination; mitotic G2 DNA damage checkpoint signaling. Gene Ontology annotation, cellular component: Mre11 complex. The transcript has a single exon. Lineage: Eukaryota; Fungi; Ascomycota; Dothideomycetes; Pleosporales; Pleosporaceae.